Gilbertella persicaria is the source of this 1769-nucleotide messenger RNA. RefSeq names its product lysyl-tRNA synthetase. Gene Ontology annotation, molecular function: lysine-tRNA ligase activity; tRNA binding; ATP binding. Gene Ontology annotation, biological process: lysyl-tRNA aminoacylation. NCBI's taxonomy places the organism in Eukaryota, Fungi, Mucoromycota, Mucoromycetes, Mucorales, Choanephoraceae. Bases 36 to 1670 code for a protein of 544 amino acids. The transcript is spliced from 5 exons. Gene Ontology annotation, cellular component: cytoplasm; cytosol. The record is from RefSeq and is a predicted model, not a curated record.
UUUUUUCUUUACCUCUUUCUUCUCUUUAUACAACUAUGUCUGAAAACGUUGACCAAAAGAACCUUCAAAAGGACCCCGUUACUGGGGAGAUGAUCUCCAAGUCUGAGUUCAAGAGACGUGAAAAGCUUCGCUGCUGCUGCCCCCCUAAGGAGGUUAAGGCUAAGAGUGAAGAAGAGGGCGAAGAAGAAUUGAACCCUAACCAAUACUUUGAAAUGCGUUCCAAGGCUAUCAACAAGCUCCGUGAAAACCCCAAUCCUGAACCUUAUCCUCACAAGUUCCACGUUGAAAUGUCUCUUCCCGAAUUCAUCGAAAAGUUCAACAAGCUUGAAGCUGGUGACCGUCUUGACGACCAAGUCAUUACACUUGCUGGUCGUAUCCAUAACAAGCGUGCCUCUGGUGCCAAGUUGAGAUUUUAUGACUUGCACGGCGAAGGUGUUAAGAUCCAAAUCAUGGCCUCUCUUCAAGAUAAUGAAGGUGAAGACUAUGCUGAAAUCCAUGAUCUUUUGAGACGUGGUGAUGUUGUUGGUGUCAAGGGUGUUCCUGGUAAGACCAAGCGUGGUGAAUUGUCCAUUUUCCCCAAGAAGGUCACUCUCUUGUCCCCUUGUCUUCGUAUGUUGCCCAAGGCCAACUAUGGUUUUAAGGAUAUGGAACUUAGAUACCGUCAACGUUAUCUUGAUUUGAUCAUGAACAACUUUGUUCGUGACAAGUUCAAGGUUCGUUCUCAAAUCAUUACCUAUGUUCGUUCUUUCCUUGACCAACGUAACUUCCUUGAAGUCGAAACCCCCAUGAUGAACACCAUUGCUGGUGGUGCUACUGCCAAGCCUUUUGUUACUCACCACAAUGAUCUCAAGUUGGACAUGUUUAUGCGUAUUGCUCCUGAGCUUUACUUAAAGAUGUUGGUUGUUGGUGGUCUUGACCGUGUCUAUGAAAUCGGUCGUCAAUUCCGUAACGAAGGUAUUGAUUUGACUCACAACCCUGAAUUCACUACUUGUGAAUUCUAUAUGGCUUAUGCCGAUAUGUAUGACUUGAUGGAUAUGACUGAAGAACUUGUUUCCAGUAUGGUCAUGAAGCUCUUUGGCAAGUACCAAAUCCAAUACCACCCUCAAGGUCCUGAUGGACCUGUGAUGGACAUUGAUUUCACUCCUCCCUUCAAGCGUAUUGAUAUGAUCACCACUUUGGAAGAAAAGUUGGGCUUCUUGAACGACAUUUUGAUCAAGCAAGGUAUCGAUUGUUCUGCUCCUCGUACAAAUGCUCGUAUGUUGGACAAGCUUGUGGGUGAAUACCUUGAAAGCACCUGUAUCAGUCCUACUUUCAUUACUGGUCACCCUCAAAUGAUGUCUCCUUUGGCCAAGAAGCACCGUGACCGUGCUGGUCUCUGUGAACGUUUCGAAAUGUUUGUUGCUACCAAGGAAGUCUGUAAUGCUUACACUGAAUUGAACGAUCCCUUCGAUCAACGUGAACGUUUUGCCGAACAAGCUAACCAAAAGGCUGCUGGUGACGAUGAAGCUCAAAUGAUCGAUGAAAGUUUCUGUCAAUCUCUCGAAUUUGGUCUUCCUCCUACUGGUGGUUGGGGUAUGGGUAUCGAUCGUCUUACCAUGUUCUUGACCAACUCCAACAAUAUCAAGGAAGUUCUCUUGUUCCCUGCCAUGAAGCCUGAAGAAAACAAUUAGAAUUAAUUAUAUAUAUAUAUAUACAGUGUGUGUUUGUUUGUUUGUAUAAAUAAAAAGAAAAUUGACAAUUCAAUUGACAUUUACAUAACAAUAAGGGGG